AUGCCUUCUCUCGGAAGAGCUCUGCUGCUCGCCGCGGCCAUGCCGCUGGCCAACUUCGUCGGAGCCCAGAGGCUCGUCGUCGAUGGUGAGACCAUUGAUGCCAACGAGGCCACUGUUGCCCCCGCCGCCGAGGAGUUCCCCGAGGCAGACAUCCCCGAGGAGACCAUCCAGUUGACUGAUGCCGUGCUGGCCAACCUCACCCAGCUCGAGCUCAGCAACAUUUCGCUCUUUACCUUCGCUGACGCGACAAAUAUCGAGAAGCGCACUGAGCCCAACAACAAGUGCAAGCUCUUCCCCGGCGACUUCUUCUACCCUUCCGAGCCCGUGUGGAAGGUCUUCAACCUCUUGACUGGCAACUCCCUCAUCAAGACGGUUCCCCUCGGAGCUGCUUGCUACGCUGGUGAGCACUACGAUGCCGAGAAGUGCCAGUACCUCCUCGACAACUGGACCAACUCCGACACUCACGAUGAGGAUCCUACUUCAGUCAUGUCCCCUCUCUACCAGGGCUCUACUUGCCAGCCCCAGAACGCCGCCAACAACCGCACUUGCGAGAUUGGUGGCUUCCCCCUCUACUCCGUCAAGGCUACCAACGUGGCCCAGAUCCAGCUUGCCGUCAACUUUGCUCGCACCCUUAACCUGCGUCUCGUUGUCCGCAACACUGGUCACGAUUUCUUGGGCAAGAACACCGGUGCCGGUUCUCUGUCCAUCUGGACCCACAACCUUAAGGGUCUCAAGUUCAUCAAGAACUACAAGUCUGCUGGUGGCUACGAGGGUCCUGCCUUCAAGCUCGGUGCCGGUGUCCAGGUCUCUGAGCUGUACGAGGCUGCCAACAAGGAGGGCUACACCGCCGUUGGCGGCGAGUGCCGCAGUGUCGGUGUCACCGGUGGCUACAUUGCCGGUGGUGGUCACUCCCCCAUGAGCCCCGUCGCCGGUCUUGGUUCCGACCAGGUCCUCAGCGUCGACAUUGUCACCCCCGACGGCCGCCACAUCACUGCUGAUGACAAGACCAACAGCGAGCUCUUCUGGGCUGUUCGCGGUGGCGGUGGUGCCACCUGGGGUGUCGUCACCUCCAUGACCGUCCGAGUCUACCCCAAGACCCAGUUUGCCGGUCUUACCUGGAGCCUCAACACUGCCGAGAAGAACAUCUCUUCCACCGUCUUCUGGGCCGCCAUGGAGGCUUACUGGCGCCGCUUCCCCGACUUCUCUGCCAAGAAGACCUACGGAUACUCGACUCUCUUCCCCGCCGGUAACGGUGCCUACCUCUGGAGCAUGCGCCCCUGGUUGGUCCCCGGCAUGAACCUGGCCGACUUCAAGGCCAUGGUCGAGCCUCUCUUCACCGAGUGGGCUGCCCUCGGCUUCAGCGUCGAGCCCGAGUACUUUGAGCACGACAACUUUUACGCCACCUGGAAGAACCACUUCCCCAUGGAGAGCGUCGGUACCGACACCGUCCGUACCGCUAACCGUCUCAUUCCCAAGGCCAACUGGGAGGACCCCGCCCUCCUUAACGAGACUAUCGCUACCCUCAAGGGAAUUAUCACCGAGGGCUCCGCACUGAUCCAGUACAACAUCAACGCCGCUGCUCCCUCCGACGUCACCGCCAGCUCUGCCAACCCAGCCUGGCGUGAGGCUCUCAUGUUCGCCAUCAUUGGUGGCGGCUGGAGCGCUACCGCUACCCAGGAGGAGAUCAAGACCGCCAACGUCCGCAUCACCCAGGACUGGAUGGGCCGUCUUCGCAAGAUCACCCCCGGCGGUGGUGGCUACGGCAACGAGGGCGACGUCAUGGAGCCCGACUUCGGCCAGGCCUUCUUCGGCUCCAACUACGCCAAGCUGUACGCUCUCAAGAAGAAGAUUGACCCCUGGGGUGUUUUCUACGCCCCCACCGCCGUCGGCAGUGAGGACUGGUACAUUGCCCGCCAGGAGGAUUGGCUCACCAAGCAGACCGAUCGCCUAAACAUUUGUUAUCUGACCUAUAUUCAUUGGCAUUUGAAUGAUGACCAUUGCCCUGAAGCGUUGACGCUGGGCCAAAGAUUCAUGUCAUGGCUUCGGGUGGGACUAUCACAGCGCUAUGAAUAUCCGGUGCCAUUGCACGGCUUCAUCGGUUCGUGUCCGGAUCCGUUCCGGACCUCAAACCCCAGUGAUCUCCGUCUCCUCCGAUAUCCGCAGCCCCGUAAACAAGGCUUAGUCGGUCUCGACUGUCCAUAUCCAAAUAUUAAUAGGAAAAUUGAUGUGCUCAAUGGAGCUGAACGGACCUUAACCUGGCCUCUUGGCUACCUACUCAAUACGAGAGUCGAUGCGGUUCUCAUGCGCGUUGACUCGGGCGACAUUGCUCAUUUCGGCAGUUCACUGGAGAUCCUUGCUGUCCUGGGGAUCCGAACGUUGCCCUGGCGGUGGAGUGGUCGACCUUUCUCGCGAUUUAAGCUUGUCCGCCAAGCUUCCAAGGCCUCGUGUUCACGAUGGACUCCUCCAGUGUUGGACGUCUUGCCUUGGCCCGUUGCCGGUGUCGCUCCUCUGCACGAACCGCACCGCCAAUUUCCACCGACUUUCGAUACGAUGAUGUCGCGUGCCGCCGCAGCGCUGCUGCUUUCCUUUGGAAUAUCGUCGGUUCUCGGGUCGCUCCGAUGCUUCAAUGAUGACUUGGCCGCUAUUGAGACGCCGAUCAUCGCGCUUCCGGCCUACGUCAAGCGUCAAGAGUCCAAGCCGGUCGACGUGUACUUUCACGUCACCAGCACCGUGGCCAACAAGGAUAGAAUCACCGACGCAGUCGUCGAUGCCCAGUUUGAGGUCCUGCACUCAACGUACCUCAAGUACGGCUUCGAGCUGAAUCUCGUCAACGUUUCGCGCAUCGUAGAUGACGUCCUCGGCAAGGGCUUCUACGAGGAAUCCGGCAUCGGCAUCCCCGACUUUGAAGGCUACGUCGCCUGGCGCACCGCCACACGCCGCGGGGGCUACGAUGCGCUCAACGUCUACUUCUUCUCGGAUCUGGGUGUCAGCCUUGGCGGACAGUGCGCGCUCGCAGGUGUCGUGCAGGAGGGCAGCCAACAAUUCUAUACCGAUGGAUGCUGGGUCAACGGCGACUCCAUGCCUGGCAUGACGCCCCGCAGCGGCAACGACACGACACCGCGGAAGGGGCAUGUUGCUAUCCAUGAGGUCGGGCACUGGUUUGGGCUGCUCCAUACGUUCCAUGGACGUUUCUGUGAAGGGAUCAAUGAUCAGGUUGCCGAUACGCCUGCGCAAGCUGGUGGGAGCUCGGGGUGUCCUGUUGGAAGGGACUCUUGCCCUGAUUCGCCUGGUUUGGAUCCCAUUCACAACUUCAUGGAUUACUCGGAUGACACUUGCACGACUGAGUUCACUCCUGGACAGGAAGAGCGUAUGCACCAGCAGUUCGAUUGUUCGGGUUUCUCCAUCACUAGCUUCAUGCUCCGACCCGAGGAUAAUGAAGUCAUGAGUAUUAAUGCGUUAAGCACCUCAAUCUGCAACGCCGUCUUCAGGGCUAUCAUUAAAUGUCCCGGUGUAAUUAAAGUGCCAUAUUGCCGCGGGCAAAGAUUACAGAACGUUUUGAAAGAAUAUCUUCAUCGAACUUCGGUAAGAAAAUGCAUUGUCAAGGAUCUUCUCCGCGACUCUAGGCAGAGAAAGGAGGACGGGAUGGGGCUUAUUCGGGCCCGAAAGCAUCGUCGGCCUCGCCGGGUCGGCGUGACCACCAUUCUGACGGACACUCAAGGCAGCUCAGGCGUGAAGAGAGUCUCCUUCCAGACUUGCAGGUUUAUAAGUACUAAGGAUGCGCCCGCAACCUUCGGUUCUGCCGUGUUGCGACACAACGAUAGCAGCAGCCAGGGGACGAGGGAUGCUUCUGGGUUGCAAUAUGAGGGCUGCUCUCGUAGCUCCAGCAGGUCAGAAUGCCGGCUUGCGGCGUCCGUCACACCGAAGACUCUUGGCCGUGUACACAAAUUCGAGGCAUCCGAUUGCCUUUCCAAGGAUCCUUUCGUUUCUGCCUUGGGAUUAUGGAAUAUUUCACGACUGACAUUUGAGUCAUUCACCUUGCAUGCGAGGUAUUUCAAUGCGGGCUGCAUGGUUUUCGGCUCUGCAUUUCUCAGGACGACUCUCCCUCUUAGGGCGUUCAGGCAGAGUCGAAGGCAUACUUUUCCAGACCAACUUGCGUCUGCCAGUUUCUCCUGCAACGUGAACAUGGAUCCACUGUCUAUCACAGCUUCGAUCAUCACCCUGAUCGAGGCAUCGGGUAUCCUCACAAAGUCCUUGCAUGGCUUCAUUCAUGGUCUGAAGACGGUGGAUGCCAGGGUCACUAGGCUCUGUGAGGAGCUCAAGAACCUGACGAAUCUGCUGGAAGCAGUGGAAGGAGCCUUGAAAGAUUGCCGAUCCUACGACCUUGCAAAGGUUGAAGAAGACCUGCUGCAACAAAGCGAUAUCGCGCUUGCAGACUGCCAGACUACCCUGAAUGACUUGAAGAUGCUCAUCGAGAAGAUCAAGAAGGCGGCAAGCUCUCGAGCUCUUGGAUGGAAGAUCAAAGCCAUGUUCGACCUCUCAGUCCAUGGCAAUGAAUUAGUGACAUUCCAAGAGAAGAUUCACAAGUCUAAUGGGGCUUUGCAGACGAUAUUUCACACCAUCACUGUAUCGCUUUCUCUCAAAAGCAAAAUGUCCCACACUCUGAUCAUGGACGAAUUAUUCAGAUUGAGGCAGUCUAUCGACCGAGCUCAUGAAAUAUCGGCAAAGCCAUCCGAAGUGUUUACGCACAGCUUCAGUCGCCUAUCCGACGCAAGACUUUCUAGAAACCUGAAAGCUCUGGCGAAAGCGGCCGAUGGCUUUUACUCUACUGCAAGCUCAUCUGCCGGCACAUCCCGGGGAGACCACAGCGACAGAACCUGGAAACCCUCAUCAUCCGCCGGUUUCAGUGGGCCAGGUCAUCUUUCAUCGUUCCAGCGAGAAAGAAUAGAGCGAUUCAUCGUCGACGGUCGAACUCGAAACGGAUCCAUGACUCCACAGCUGCUUCCGCAAGUAAAUACUUCGUUCCACAACCUGUCACCUCCAGAAACUUGUUUUUCGCCAGUCAAAAGCAAUCCUCCAGCUCCAGAUGACGGGGAUGAACUAAAAAGUCUAGAAGUUGCUGCCAGUGGAGACAACAAACUAGAAGAAGAAGAUGAAGAAGAUGAUGAUGAUGACGAAGCUGCGUUCAGUAGGGAAUACAUUCUCUGCAUUCGCCAGAUUGCGAUUGAGAGCAUCAAGGCUCGAGACUUCACCAAAGCUGGUGACCUAUUGGAGAAAGCUCUCGCACGAUGCGAGAAAGCUACCGCAGACAAGGAGGAGUACUGCCAGAGUAGCUACAUCUCGAUGCGCAGCCUCAAGGUCCAGCUUGCCAUUUGUUACUUCUUCCAGGGCAACUGGAAGUUGGCUGAACCUGUCGUUAUGGACUUGGCCUCUUCCAAGUCCAGCAGGGAUAGUGUGGUGUGCAACUUAUUGCAUGCUCUGGCACUUGCGUACUUGUCUGAGUAUUCCUUUGACAUAGCUCUUGACACCUGCAAGCAAGCACUCAGGGGACACGCACGAUUAUCCAAGCUACGCAAGACCGAUGUUAUCAUGCAAGACUUGAACAAUAGUUUAGGGUUGUUGGCUACGACGUACGACAUGACUAGCGACUACCUCAGCGCAGAAGUCUUUCGACGCAGGCUAUCACCGGGAUUCAAGUACCGGCAUCCGGCCAAUGUUGCGGAUUUCCUUCAAAAUCACUCUGACUUUCUCACUGCGGCCCUGGGCCCGUAUACCCUCGAUCCAGCCUGUGUGGUUCUACCAGACUCUCCGAUAGGACAGCCCAGUGAGCAGGAUGCCACCACGAGCUCACCAUCUGAACAGGAGGUGUCACAAGUCCGAUGGGAUGGCUGGGGAACCAUCAACCAUCUCCCCUCGAAUCUACGACUCAACAUGGCAAAUCACCGUCGGCUCGAAGUUGAUACGAGCAAAAUAGUAGUCGCACGUUCGAGAUCGUGCACCAUCGAAGGCCACACAGUCGAUGGGAGUUCGCCGACGGAAACAAUCCCGACAAGCCCUGCGACAACAGCAUCUUCACCCAAUACCACACCUGAGAGUUCUCCUGUGUAUGGUCGAAUCGCUCGUUCAUUCAGUGCCAUGGGGUUGAACAGGUCAAUAGCUAGGUCAGAGCCUGGUCUUGGCACCGUUUCCGAGCUAUCACUGCCAUGCGAUUCUCGCCGACAAAGCACCCGAGAUACCAGACUGCCUCUGCGUUUGAACCGAGAGACCUGGAGUGCAAUCGAACUGGAACGCCCUGCAAUGCUUCCAGCGGCAAGGCAUACAGAAAGGUGGGCAUGGAUAAGAAGUUGGCGGAUGCCUCAAUCCGACGGUGUGCUCGAGGAGAGACGCCGGCCUACCAAGCUCCAGAGACGAUCUGCGACUCGAGUCCCGGGGCGAAGUGUGACUGUUGGCGAGUGGUUCACUCCCGCAAAAUGGUUCCGUACUGGUCGAACCGUUUUGAGGCAGGCAAGUUCCUAUCAUCGCGUUGUAGUAGCUGCGGAACCCCGGCGUAUGCCUGCCGGACCAAGAUUCCCAGAACUCAACGGCAAUGCUGUAUCGGAGCUGGGAAUUACUAGUCCUACUCCGGAGCUCGAACAGCAUCAGUCGUCGCCAAUCUCAGCUACACCUCAACAGGUACAUUUCUACGUAUCACACUCUCGAGACAGAUCAAACGCAACGGCACUUACGGAAGUCCGCACAAUACGCCUUGGGAAUCUCGAGCUCAUAUUCAAUAUUGGAAGGAUAAUGAGACCGGUCUCCUUGGAAGUUUCACAUAGAUCAGCCACCAUCCAGACGAUGCAGGGCAUCAAACCAAAGCACGUACUUCAUUCCCAGCGGUGCCGCAUCGUGAUCUUGAACGACCAUCACGGCCCGGAGAACGCCGGGCCCCACCAGGCCGUUGCUGCCCGGAUCGCUGUCUCCACUCUCAUCGGAGAUGGCCCCAUAGAGCGGCGGGAUGACGUCGCAACCCGCAAUCUCGAUCUGGGCCAGUCUUUUCCCAUUAUCUUUAUUUCUUUUCACCCACUUGGAUACCACGUCCCAUCCCACCAUCUCCCUCCCGCUGGUCUCUCUCCCCACGUGCUCCAUCACGAAACCAACCAGCUCGAAGAGUGUGAGGAGAUGACUCUAGCUCACCCAAAGAGGCAUUUUCCCACCACUCACUCCCCAAGGCGAGGACUCUCCCCCGCGUGGCGCAUCUUUCACACAACUUUUGAUGUGGCUGCCAACUUCCAGGAUUUUGUCAUUGCGCUUGAUGAUGCCGCUGCGCAGGGGUCCUCGACGGGGCCUAUGGCAUCGCGCCUCGACGCCUCCAUCACGGACCCGUAUGACGUAUCCAUGGGCAUCUUCAGCCACACUGUGUGCGAGGGAGCUGCUGGUGGUACUGGUGCUUGGGCUCGGCUGGGCCUUUUGGAUGGACGUAUAUCAGGCUGA
Colletotrichum lupini is the source of this 7467-nucleotide messenger RNA. RefSeq lists its product as uncharacterized. The record is from RefSeq and is a predicted model, not a curated record. Lineage: Eukaryota; Fungi; Ascomycota; Sordariomycetes; Glomerellales; Glomerellaceae. Gene Ontology annotation, molecular function: protein binding; oxidoreductase activity; metallopeptidase activity. The transcript has 22 exons. Bases 1 to 7467 code for a protein of 2488 amino acids.